AUGUGCAUGGCAGACUUUGCUGCUACUUGCAGGAUUGUCUAUGGCCAACAGACAAAAGACCACGAACUGAAAACACCAUCUUUGCCAACCUAUCAGGCUUUCUAUGGUGCUGGCUGUGUACAGCUACCAGGUACUGACCGUCUUGAGUACGUGCAACACAUUGUCAAAAGAAACAGAGAGAAAUAUGAGAAAAACAGUGAGGAGAUCGAGAGCGCUGUUGAGGAAUAUGAACAGAACAGAGCUCCGAGAAGCUUAAAACCUCCCAUUCAGGGACUUGGCAAUCAGCUGGAUGAAGUCAGAUCAGAACUUUUGAAUGCUGAAAUAAUCGUCAUUGACGAAGUGUCUAUGGUGUCAAGACAUCUCUUUGCAUAUGUAGAUGCAAGACUCAAACAGAUCAAAGGGACUCGGAGACCCUUUGGAGGCAUGUCAGUCAUUGCUGUUGGAGACUUCUAUCAGCUACCCCCAGUGCGACAGUCUAAACCGCUCUGUGUGCACGACCCGUCCGAGAUCGACCUGUGGCGGGAGCAUUUUCAGAUGAUCACUCUGACUGAGAUUAUGCGUCAGAAAGAUGAUGUUGUCUUUGCUGAGAUGCUGAACAGAAUCCGUGUGAAAGGAAAGUUGGAUGAGCUUUGCGAAGCAGAUAGAGAUUUGUUGUCACAGGCCAUAACUGAACCAGCCCUUUGUCCGACUGAUGCGUUGCACAUUUUUGCAACUAAUAAAGAAGUGGAUGCACACAACUCUGCAACACUGGCUCUGCUCCAUACUCAUAUCAUUGACAUCCAUGCAGAUGAUUAUAGAAAGGAUCCUAGAACUGGCAGAAUGGCACUUCAAGACAGACCAUUCAAAGGAGGUAAAAACGAGUUACCAGACACACUGAAAGUUGCAGAAGGAGCUCGUGUCAUGCUCACCAGAAACAUUGACAUACAAAAUGGUUUGGUUAAUGGAGCUUUUGGAAAACUACUUAGAGUAGUUUACUCUGAAAAUGACCAACACAUCAUCAAGCUUGGACUUAAAAUGGAUAAUGAGACAUCUGGAAAGAAUAACUGCACACCAGCAGACGACAUGGUGUACAUUGAGAGAGCAGAGGAGAAUCUAAAGCAGAAAGGAGUGGUACGAAGACAGUUCCCAGUAAAGCUGGCCUUUGCAUGUACAAUACAUAAGGUACAGGGUAUGACAACCACAUCAGCUGUUGUCUCUCUUAAGAGCAUUUUUGAGCCCGGCAUGGCCUACGUAGCUGUCAGUAGAGUGACGUCUCUCAGUGGACUGUAUCUUCUUGAUAUGGAGGAGAAAAAAAUAUUCACCAACCCAGAAAUCACUGCAGCGCUUGAGAACAUGAGACAAGCCAACCUUGAUGACAUGAUGCCUCUUCUACACGUGAGAAAAACACUGAGCAGGUCAGAGGUUUUCACCAUUGUUCAUCAUAAUACAGAGGGACUGCCAGCUCACAUUAAUGACAUCAAGAGUCACCAUGAAUUCUGUCUAGCAGAUGUUUUGUGCCUAACAGAAACACACCUGCGGGGCUCUUUUGUCGCAGAGAGUCUCCACUUGGAAAAUUACAAUUUGUUCAAACGCAACAGACACCUGUCCUACACAAACUUUCCCCAGAUGGCAAACAGAAGUGGUGGUGGAGUUGCUGUUUAUGUGAAAAGUGACAUUAAAGUGCAUGAAAAACAGUACAUCCAUAAUGUAACUGACCUUGAAUUUCUGGCUUUAAAGGUUGAAGCACCAGUCAGUGCACUGAUUGCAGUUGUAUACAGACCUCCAGACUACACUCUGAGGCCAUUCCUGAAAAACCUGAGCUGAGACACUCAAGACUGAACAGACUGCACAGUUUCUGUGACUGAGCCUCCAAAACACCUUCUUUGAAACCACACAUGAUAGAAGGGCUUUAUAUUUGCAGCAGCACUACUAAAGGUAUUCAGUUUAUUACAGGAUGUGUUUGUUUCUUAGGACCAGCUCUAAGUGCACACUACCUAACAUAUACACCUUUCUGUUCAUUACAAACCAACUACUCUGGAUCAUAUGGCCAGUCGGCAGGAAUGUUUCUGCAGGAAAACAUCACUGGAGAUCACCAUCAUUGUCAGACUGACUGUGCCUCCUCUGUGCAGUGUCAAGAUCCUCCUUAAAUGAGUGUUCCUCAGCUAUCCUGCUUCUGUGCUGCUUGCCACACAUCAAACACUGGCCGGAUGACAGGGAGGAUCCACUCUGAAGUCACUGGACAUGAUGAGGAUCAUAUGGGACUUUAUAGUUUCACAGAAAUGUUGUGCUCUUUGAUUACAGGUUUUAAAUGGACAUAAUGACUGCCUCUCUCUGAUCAACAGGCUAAAGGAUUGUUUUCAUUGUUAGAGCUCUGUACAAUGUAUGCUUAUUUAAUAUUUCAUCACAGAGCAAACCUUUAUUUAUUUAACAUAUUUUUAUUUUGUUUUAAUGUUGAAUUAACUGUGGGGAUUUUUUUAACUGGGCACUCGGGAUGUCAUAUGACCAGAAAUGUGGUAACUGGAAUUCAACAGUAUG
Messenger RNA from Oreochromis niloticus (Nile tilapia), 2514 nucleotides. Its product is annotated as ATP-dependent DNA helicase PIF1-like. The transcript is spliced from 5 exons. Gene Ontology annotation, molecular function: DNA helicase activity. Gene Ontology annotation, biological process: telomere maintenance; DNA repair. The record is from RefSeq and is a predicted model, not a curated record. The coding region runs from base 1 to 1803 and encodes 600 amino acids. Lineage: Eukaryota; Metazoa; Chordata; Actinopteri; Cichliformes; Cichlidae.